AUGUCUCAGCAGUUCGAGUCACAUGUCUCACCAGUCCGGAUCACAUGUCUCACCAGUCCAGGUCACAUGUCCCACCAGUCCGGGUCACAUGUCUCACCAGUCCGGGUCACAUGUCUCACCAGUCGGGGUCACAUGUCUCACCAGUCCGGGUCACAUGCCUGGGUCACAUGUCUCACCAGUUCGAGUCACAUGUCUCACCAGUCCGGAUCACAUGUCUCACCAGUCCAGGGGAGGCAGGAGCUAACACUGUUUAUCACAGACAACAAUAGUGAGGCUCAGUCUGACACGGCCUGGCCUCCUUCAGCCUCUUAUCUCCACCUCCAGCCGCUCUUUGCUUCACACUGUCCCAGAGAGAGGGGCUGUCACUGGGAGAGGCCGCUGGGGAGGGCAACCCACAGGGACCGCAGGGAGCACAGGGACCGCAGGGAGCACAGGGACCGCAGGGAUCGCGGGGAGCACAGGGACCGCAGGGAGCACAGGGACCGCAGGGAGCACAGGGACCGCAGGGACCGCAGGGACCGCAGGGAUCGCAGGGACCGCAGGGAUUACGGGGACCGCAGGGAUCGCAGGGACCGCAGGGAUUACGGGGACCGCAGGGAUCACAGGGACCGCAGGGAUUACGGGGACCGCAGGGAUCGCAGGGACCGCAGGGAUUACGGGGACCGCAGGGAUCACAGGGACCGCAGGGAUUACGGGGACCGCAGGGAUCGCAGGGACCGCAGGGAUCACAGGGACCGCAGGGACCGCAGGGAGCACAGGGACCGCAGGGAGCACAGGGAGCGCAGGGACCGCAGGGAUCACAGGGACCGCAGGGAUCACGGGGACCGCAGGGACCGCAGGGAUCGCAGGGACCGCAGGGAUCGCAGGGACCGCAGGGAUCACAGGGACCGCAGGGAGCACAGGGAGCACAGGGAGCACAGGGACCGCAGGGAGCACAGGGACCGCAGGGAUCACAGGGACCGCAGGGAGCACAGGGACCGCAGGGAGCACAGGGACCGCAGGGAGCACAGGGACCGCAGGGAUCACAGGGACCGCAGGGAUUACGGGGACCGCAGGGAUCGCAGGGACCGCAGGGAUCACAGGGACCGCAGGGACCGCAGGGAGCACAGGGACCGCAGGGAGCACAGGGAGCGCAGGGACCGCAGGGAUCACAGGGACCGCAGGGAUCACGGGGACCGCAGGGACCGCAGGGAUCACGGGGACCGCAGGGACCGCAGGGAUCGCAGGGACCGCAGGGAUCACAGGGAGCGCAGGGAGCACAGGGAGCACAGGGACCGCAGGGAGCACAGGGACCGCAGGGAGCACAGGGAGCACAGGGACCGCAGGGAUCACAGGGACCGCAGGGAGCACAGGGACCGCAGGGAGCACAGGGACCGCAGGGAUCACAGGGACCGCAGGGAUCGCAGGGACCGCAGGGGAUUACGGGGACCGCAGGGAUCACAGGGACCGCAGGGAGCACAGGGACCGCAGGGAGCACAGGGAGCGCAGGGACCGCAGGGAGCACAGGGAGCGCAGGGACCGCAGGGAUCACAGGGACCGCAGGGAUCACGGGGACCGCAGGGACCGCAGGGAUCGCAGGGACCGCAGGGAUCGCAGGGACCGCAGGGAUCACAGGGACCGCAGGGAUCGCGGGGAGCACAGGGACCGCAGGGAGCACAGGGAGCACAGGGACCGCAGGGAGCACAGGGAGCACAGGGACCGCAGGGAUCACAGGGACCGCAGGGAGCACAGGGAGCACAGGGACCGCAGGGAGCACAGGGACCGCAGGGAUCACAGGGACCGCAGGGAGCACAGGGAGCACAGGGACCGCAGGGAUCGCAGGGAUCACAGGGACCGCAGGGAGCACAGGGAGCACAGGGACCGCAGGGAGCACAGGGACCGCAGGGAGCACAGGGAGCACAGGGACCGCAGGGAUCACAGGGACCGCAGGGAGCACAGGGACCGCAGGGAGCACAGGGACCGCAGGGAUCACAGGGACCGCAGGGAGCACAGGGACCGCAGGGAGCACAGGGAGCACAGGGACCGCAGGGAGCACAGGGACCGCAGGGAUAA
This is a messenger RNA of Knipowitschia caucasica, 2052 nucleotides long. Lineage: Eukaryota; Metazoa; Chordata; Actinopteri; Gobiiformes; Gobiidae. The record is from the annotation of a GenBank genome assembly.